AUGACUAGAAGUGAUAUGUCGUCCGCUAAUCUACUAAUUCUCAUGGAGAAAAAUUGGAGUAGAUGGAGUACACAAAUGUGGGUCCUAUUCAAAUACCAAGAUGUGCUUGAAGUGGUUGAAGACGAUCAUCAAGAAUUUCCUGCGGGUGUAGCUGAUGAUCAGAAGGCCGAGGAGAGAAAGAAAGACAAUAAAGCGUUGUUCAUUAUUCACCAAUGUGUAGACGAUGCUCACUUUGAGAAAAUCCAGCAUGUGGAGACUACGAGGGAAGCUUGGAGUAUCUUGAUUAGGUGUCAUACUGAAGGUGAAAAGAUAAAGAAGGUCAAGUUGCAGACGCUAAGGAGGCAAUAUGAGUUGAUGAAGAUGAUGCAAGGUGACAGAGUUAGAGAGUACUUUGACAAAGUGAUUGCCAUCACCAAUCAAAUGAAGGGAUGCAGAGAAGUCAUCACGAACUUAAUGGUCAUUGAAAAGAUCAUGAGGUCUUUGUCUCAGAAAUUCGAUUACAUAGUUAUGGCUAUAGAAGAGUCAAAAGAGCUGAAUAAGAUGAAGAUAGAAGAAUUGCAAAGCUCCUUGGAAGCACAUGAGAUGAGAUUGUUUGAAAGAAAUCCAAUUAGGAUUGAUGAGCAUGCAUUAAAGGUGCAUCAUUCCAAGAAUGAAGAGAAGAAAACAUUCAAGAAAUGGAAAGGGAAACAUGGUAAAGGGAAGUGGAGAAAUGACAGGACCAAAGAUGAUCAAGAUGAGUCUUCAACAGAGGAGGAAGGCAAACCAGAUAAGAACUUUCACAAGAAAGAUAAGAGGAAUGUUGAAUGUUUCAAUUGUCAUAAGUACGGGCACUACUCUUAUGAGUGUCAUGCUGAACAGGAAGAGCAGAAGAAGGCUCAAGGAAAGGAGGCCUACAUAGCUUAA
Vigna angularis (adzuki bean) is the source of this 903-nucleotide messenger RNA. RefSeq lists its product as uncharacterized. The record is from RefSeq and is a predicted model, not a curated record. Gene Ontology annotation, molecular function: nucleic acid binding; zinc ion binding. Lineage: Eukaryota; Viridiplantae; Streptophyta; Magnoliopsida; Fabales; Fabaceae. Bases 1 to 903 code for a protein of 300 amino acids. The transcript has a single exon.